GCACCCCACCCUCUUGUCUGUCCCUCCCCGUCUCUGCCUCCAAAAGGAAAACCAGCCUGGUUUCCCCAGCCAGCCACCAAACGCAAACAGGACUCCAUUUUCCCACGGUACACACACACACGAGCUCCAGCAACCAACUACCAGCCAGCCACCACCCACCACCGCCGCUCCCCUCCACGCCACAACCACAACAAGGACCGAGCAAGAGAUGCCUCCUCCUCCCCAUCUCGCUCCCCCGCCCCAUGACCGCACCCACCACACCCAUCACCAGUAGCGCGGCCGGGUCGGAGAGUGAGUGACCGGCAUGGACCUGGGCGGGGUGCUGAUGGCGGCCGUGGACGCGGGGGUGGGCGGCGCCGAGCUCGGCAUGCUCGGAUCUAGGAUGCUCAAGCACGGGAGGGGCAAUGCGGACGCGGGCGACCACGGCGGCUGGGGCGUGCCGGCGGCCAAGCAGGCCAGGACCGACGCCGAGGUCUCCGAGGCCGUCAGGGCCGCCGCGCCCUACCUGGUCGGCACCUGCAGCCCCGGCCACGGCCGGGAGAAGAUGCUCAGCUUCUCCUCCUCCGCGGCCUCCUCCUGCCACUCCGCCGCCGCUGCUGCCGCCGAGGCCGCGGCCAUGCCGCUCUACUAUGGCACGCCCGCUUCUUGCUCAGGGUUGAGCUCAGUGAGCUUGAGCGCCAGCAUCCAGGGCGCCAUGGCCAGGGUGAGAGGACCCUUCACGCCGUCGCAGUGGAUGGAGCUGGAGCACCAGGCCCUGAUCUACAAGUACAUGGCCGCCAACAUCCCAGUGCCUCACAACCUCCUCAUCCCCAUCAGGAGGAGCCUCACGUCGCUCUACCCGCCUGCCUACUUUGGCUCCAGCACAUUGGGGUGGGGGUCUUUCCAGCUGGGCUACACCGGGAACGCGGACCUUGAGCCCGGCCGGUGCCGCCGGACCGACGGCAAGAAAUGGCGGUGCUCCAGGGACGCCGUCUCCGACCAGAAGUACUGCGAGCGGCACAUGAACCGGGGAAAACACCGUUCAAGAAAGCAUGUGGAAGGCCAGCCUGGCCAUGCCGCGAAAGCGAUGCCUGUGACGGUGGCGGCUGCUGCCCAGCCCGGUGCUCUCGCCACCGGGGGCAGCGGCGCUACUGCCGGCAUCGCCAUCAGUCAUCAGCCGCAGCAGCCUGUGAAGAGCUACGCUUCGAACACGAUCGAUCCUUGCUCACUGCAAUAUAACAGGGAGCCAGUGAACAAACAGAAUGAGAAUGAACUAGCGCAGGACUCUGACAGUCUUUCCAUGCUGACUUCCAUGAGUGCGAGGAAUACGGGUAGCCUCUUCCCGUUCUCAAAGGAACAUAACCCUUUUGAUGUGACGAACACAAGGCCAGAUUAUGGCCUUGUUUCAUCCGAUUCACUGAUGAGUUCUCCUCAUAGUUCCUUGGAGAAUGCCAGUUUGCUCGCGUCACAGGGUCUGAAUGAGCAACAGAGUUCACUCUCCCUGCAGCACUUUGUAGACUGGCCCAGGACUCCUUCGCAGGGAGCUCUUUCAUGGCCUGAGACUGAAGACAUGCAGGCUCAGAGAACCCAGCUCUCAGUGUCUGCUCCAAUGGCAUCAUCUGACCUAUCGUCGGCAUCCACGUCUCCUAUCCACGAGAAGCUGACGUUAUCGCCUCUCAAGCUGAGCCGCGAAUAUAGCCCUAUUGGUCUUAGCAUCACAGCGAUCAAAGACGAGUUCAACGAGGGAGAAGCAGACUGGAUGCCAAUGUUCCGUGACUCGUCAAUGGGCGGGCCAUUAGGAGAAGCUCUAACCAAGAACAGCAACAUGGAAGCAAGGAGCUACCUGUCGUCGUCUCUGAGCCUUAUGACGGAUGCAUGGGACUCGAGCCCAUUGGAGACGUCCCCUGUAGGAGUUCUGCAGAAGAACACCUUUGGAUCGGUUUCCAGCAGCACUGGGAGCAGUCCCAGGCUGGAGCACCAUGGUGUUUAUGAUGGUAUGACUAACCUGCGGGACGAUCUCGGCUCCAUCGUUGUAAAUCAUCCGAGCAUCCGCCUGCUGUGAAGCUUCUGACCAAGAGAGCUGCAACAAGAUGGCUGUCUGGCUGGCGAUAUGUUGAUGAACUUUGCAGACAGCUGGUCUCCACGUGCCUUGUUACAUAUCAACAUCAUAUCCAUAAGUGUCAGUAUUUACGUCCUAGCUUUGUUAUUUGAGAGACUAAUCUGGUGCCUUCGGUUCAUUCGUUUUCCCCUUUUCCUUGUAACCUUAGACUUGUUGACGUGCCGUUGUGUGUGUGGGUGGAUGGAUUUGGUGCUACAUUGUUCCAUAUCAUGUCACAGUGUUCAGUUUAUGAUGCAUUGCCAUGAUAGCUGUUGCUUAA
Messenger RNA from Lolium perenne, 2357 nucleotides. Its product is annotated as growth-regulating factor 6. Gene Ontology annotation, cellular component: nucleus. Gene Ontology annotation, molecular function: ATP binding. Gene Ontology annotation, biological process: developmental process; DNA-templated transcription; regulation of DNA-templated transcription. NCBI's taxonomy places the organism in Eukaryota, Viridiplantae, Streptophyta, Magnoliopsida, Poales, Poaceae. The record is from RefSeq and is a predicted model, not a curated record.